Molecule: messenger RNA, 747 nt
Organism: Pyrenophora tritici-repentis Pt-1C-BFP
Lineage: Eukaryota; Fungi; Ascomycota; Dothideomycetes; Pleosporales; Pleosporaceae
Source: RefSeq, a predicted model, not a curated record
AUGCUGCGAUAUGAAGGCAUCCUCAAGUUCUCCCUAGUUCCGUCGAUAAUCUUCUUCCUUUUGUCGUUGGCUUCUGUAGCUUUGACGACUACGUACUGGAUUUUCGGAGACUGGAUUGUACCGCGGUACAUAAACGUAGUAACCACCGAAUUCGAUGACCGGGCUCAGCGAUAUGUGACGGACAAAACGAUUGUCUACUUUACCAACGAAGAUACCGAUGCGACCAUUGUCUCGGGAUGCCUAAAUUUGACGGCAGGCGUCUUGGCCCUGAUUGCUUGGAGUAGCUUGCGAAAACCGGACAUGGACUCUCAGCUUAACACAAACAGACGUCGCUUCUGGAUUCUGAGCGUUGUUGUCAUGACAGUAGCUGGUUCCAUCAUGGCCCUCGUCUCUCUCAUCCUCCACUACACCAAGCGCGGAAGCGAUCGAUGGGGCUGCACCUCGGAACGAGCCAUGAUGGGCGGUGAACUGAAUACCAAUCUGUACUGCCCCCGAGAAAUGGCAGCUUGCAAUUACCAGCCCCGCUUCCUCAAAGGUACCCAGCGGAUGAACGCAGACAUCACAUGCAACUGCGCCGUCGCUGCCAAAUGGUUGCAAAUCAUCCUCAUAGUUGUCGGACUCAUCACAAUGACCAUGUUCGCCAUGCAGGCCCGCAUACGGAGAACCACUCGAUCGAUGCACUCAAAGGAGCAAUCAAGAACCGAGCAACCAAGACCCGAAAACGCAGAAGUCGGCGUUGCCGUCUAG